Molecule: messenger RNA, 1236 nt
Organism: Glycine soja
Lineage: Eukaryota; Viridiplantae; Streptophyta; Magnoliopsida; Fabales; Fabaceae
Exons: 1
Coding region: 1-1236 (411 amino acids)
Source: RefSeq, a predicted model, not a curated record
AUGACUACCACUACUAUAUCUCCCUUACCCAAAGAUCCAGCUAGUGCUAUUCGUGACCCGAAUUGGAAAAAUGCAAUGUUAGAUGAAUUUAAUGCUCUUGUUUCUAAUAAAACAUGGGUAUUGGUACCUAGGCCACCAGAUGUGAAUGUAAUCAGGUCUAUGUGUAUUUUUUGCCAUAAACGAAAAUCUAAUGGUUCUUUUGAGUGGCAUAAAGCUCGUCUUGUAGGUGAUGGGAAAACACAGCAGUCAGGUGUUGAUUAUGAUGAGACCUUUAGUCCGGUUGUCAAACCGGCUACUAUUCGUUCUGUUCUUAGCAUUGCUGUUUCUAAAUCUUGGCAUAUUCACCAAUUAGAUGUCAAGAAUGCUUUCUUACAUGGCUAUCUCAAUGAGACAGUUUAUAUGCAUCAGCCCAUGGGUUUCCGCGACAAAGGUCGCCCGGAUCAUGUGUGUUUACUAAAGAAAUCUCUCUAUGGCCUUAAACAGGCUCCGCGGGCCUGGUAUCAGCAUUUUGCAUAUUUUGUUGCCACCAUUGGUUUUUCUCACAGUAAAUCUGAUCACUCAUUAUUUACUUACAGUCAGGGCUUGGAUAUGGCAUAUAUUUUGUUAUAUGUUGAUGAUAUUAUUCUUACAGCUUCAUUAGAUCGAUUGAGAAAGCAUUUUAUGGCUCUCUUGGGUGCCGAGUUUGCUAUGAAGGAUCUAGGUCCUCUAAGCUUCUUUUUGGGGAUUGUUGUGUCCCGCGAUGCUAAUGAUAUGUUCUUAUCUCAGAAACAGUACGCCACAGAGAUCAUUGAUAGAGCUGGUAUGGCUAAUUGCAGCUCUUGUCCCAUUCCUGUUGACACCAAACCAAAACUUAGUGCAUCGAAUGAUUCACCUUAUGAGGAUCCUAGGAAGUACCACAGUCUGGCUGGUGCCUUACAAUAUCUUACCUUUACUAGACCUGACAUCUCUUAUGUAGUUCAACAAAUCUGCCUUCACAUGCAUGAUCCUAGAAACGAGCAUAUGAGUGUUAUUAAGUUUAUUUUGCGCUAUUUGCAGGGUACUUUGUCUUAUGGUCUACACUUGUAUAAAUCCUCUUUCAACAAGCUCAUUUCUUAUACUGAUGCUGGCAGGCGAGGAUGCCUGAAUACUAGACGUUCUACUUCCGGAUAUUGUGUUUUUCUAGGUGACAACUUGAUAUCAUGGUCGUCCAAAAGACAACCAACUUUGUCACGUUCCAGUGCUGAGACUGAAUAUUGA